AUGGAUAGAGGGAUACCAAUGGGGAAGUGGAACCUUGUGCUGGCUAUCUUCACAUUGCUUAUGACCUCCAUUUUCGUGCUGCUUUCAGUGUUCACUCUGCCGAAUUACCUCGAGAACUCAUUUGAUCUGUUUUGGCUUAGCUCCGGAUUCAGCAGUAGCAGCAGCUUGAAUCUGCAUUGGCUUCAGUCCCAUCCAUUCAGGAAACUAGCUGAGGUCUACUACCCACAUACCAGAAUUCAGAAACCUUGGAAUAUGAGCGAGGAUCGUUCUCCUUGGUCACCAUUGAGGGCUGAACUCACAUUUGCAGCGAAUUCUGCACCAUUCAACAGUUGCCAUGCUUCUACCAUUGUUGAGGUAGCGAAAGGCCAUUUUUUGGCUGCCUAUUUUGGUGGCACAUCAGAAGGAGCCCCUGAUGUGAAAAUUUGGAUCCAGACAUACAAGGAUGGAAUUUGGAAGCCUCCUGUAAUUGCUGAUGAACAACCUGAUGUGCCCAUGUGGAAUCCUGUUCUGUUCAAACUACCAUCAAAUGAGUUGUUGCUGUUCUACAAAGUUGGCCAGGAAGUGCAAAAGUGGAGCGGAUGUAUGAAGAGAUCAUACGAUAAAGGUGCCACUUGGACAGAAAGAGAGCAACUUCCUCCAGGUAUAUUAGGGCCAUCAAAGAACAAGCCUCUCCUGCUUGAAAAUGGGAACUUGCUUUGUGGGUCAUCUGUAGAAAGCUGGAAUUCUUGGGGAUCAUGGGUGGAGGUGACUGCAGAUGCUGGCAGGACAUGGAAGAAGUACGGGCCGAUUUACAUCAAGAACGAGUCCCUCAGCGUAAUUCAACCCGUACCAUACAAGACCUCAAAGGGCUCGUUACGAGUCUUGAUGAGAUCGUUUGCUGGCAUCGACAGAGUCUGCAUCUCGGAAUCCUUUGAUGGUGGUGUGAACUGGGGAUAUGCAACCCCCACCAAACUCCCCAACCCAAACUCAGGCAUAGAUGGAGUCAAGCUCAGAGAUGGCAGGGUUCUCCUUGCUUACAACACAGUCUCCAGGGCAGUGCUCAAAGUUGCAGUCUCCAAAGACGACGGAGACUCGUGGCACGACAUUGUAACGCUAGAAGAGCAGCAAGGGAUGGAGUUCUCUUACCCUGCAGUAAUCCAGGCUAGCGACGGACUGGUUCACAUCACUUAUACCUACAACAGGACGCAGAUUAAGAGCGGCGGAGGAAAGAAAAUGGGGUGUUCGACUGCCUAUCUUGCGGCCUCCGCCACCAGCUCCGUUUGUUUCCUUCGUCGCCUGUCACCAACCGGUGGAACUCUCAACUUUCCGUUUUCAGCUACUUACGGUGGUGGGAGAAUAUGGAGGCUGAAUUGCCGACGAAAGUCGGCUGUAAUGUGUAAAACCACCGGCGGCGGGACUAAGGACAAGGAAUCUGCUUCACCACCAGAUGUCGAUCUCGACUACCUGGAAGAUGCCGGAGGCGGGCGGCAGCAAUCGGCGAUGGAGAAAUUGGUGGAGACGGGAGUGUUGGUGUCGCCUUUCUUCUUCUGGGGCACCGCCAUGGUGGCGAUGAAGGAGGUUCUGCCCGUGACCGGUCCGUUCUUCGUCGCGUCGUUUCGGCUGAUUCCGUCGGGUUUGUUGCUGGUCGCGUUUGCUGCGGCAACUGGGAGGCCGUUCCCCUCUGGAAUCAAUGCUUGGCUCUCCAUCACGCUUUUUGCCAUCAUUGAUGCUUCCUGUUUUCAGGGGUUUCUGGCUGAAGGUCUGCAGAGGACUGCUGCAGGUUUAGGCAGCGUGAUUAUUGACUCCCAACCGCUGACCGUGGCUGUACUUGCAGCCCUGCUGUUCGGCGAAUCCAUCAGCUAUGUGGGAGCAAUAGGGCUUGUCCUUGGCGUCGUAGGACUUCUACUUCUGGAGGUUCCAGCACUUUCGUCUUUUGAAGGGACUAGUUUCUCUCUGUGGGGAAGUGGAGAACUGUGGAUGCUUCUUGCUGCACAGAGCAUGGCAGUUGGCACUGUGAUGGUCCGCUGGGUCUCGAAAUAUUCAGAUCCCGUCAUGGCAACUGGAUGGCACAUGGUCAUUGGUGGUCUGCCUCUUGUGGCAAUCUCGAUUCUCAAUCACGAUCCGGCCUUUAGUGGCAGCCUGAAGGACCUUGCUGCGAGCGACGUUUUGGCACUGCUUUACACCUCUAUUUUUGGAAGUGCUGUCAGUUAUGGUGUAUACUACUACAAUGCAACAAAAGGUAGCCUGUUGAAGCUCAGUUCCCUUACAUUUUUAACCCCAGUAUUUGCUUCCGUUUUCGGGUUUCUGUAUCUGAGUGAGACCUUUUCACCUGUCCAACUGGUUGGCGCGGCUGUUACCCUGGUCGCGAUAUACAUGGUUAACUACCGUGGUGAUGUUGAAUGA
Linum trigynum is the source of this 2382-nucleotide messenger RNA. The record is from the annotation of a GenBank genome assembly. NCBI's taxonomy places the organism in Eukaryota, Viridiplantae, Streptophyta, Magnoliopsida, Malpighiales, Linaceae.